AUGCAUCAAUCACCUCUCAGUCCACUUACUGCACUUAGCUUGACUGGCUCAACCAGCACUCAUGAACACAUCUGCAAGAGUGAUACUAGUAAUUCACUCCUGAACCCAUUGAUGUCUACCAAUCCUGACGACGGCAUUGCACCUAGCUGGAUAGACAGGAGCCCAGUCAACUGGGUGCAGUGGGAUACUCUCCAUCAGGAUUUCAAUAUGAGUAUGGAAAUGGAAUUUGACUGA
Molecule: messenger RNA, 234 nt
Organism: Paracoccidioides brasiliensis Pb18
Exons: 1
Coding region: 1-234 (77 amino acids)
Source: RefSeq, a predicted model, not a curated record